AGAACACAGUUGGAAAUUUUUUUUGUUGGAGCCUUGGAGUUGGACUGUUGGAGGUAGGGAAUUUUUUUUUGUUUGUUUGUUAGAAAUCAAUGGAAACUCCACUCCUUGAAGAGGAUAAACCCAACACUACCGCCAGUGGUAAUACUGGGUCUGGGUUGCUCUUGCUCCGGCGGGUGAGCGUAGAGUCUAAAAAGCUUUGGAAGAUUGCAGGGCCAGCGAUAUUCACAAUGAUAUGUCAGUACUCGCUUGGUGCCAUCACUCAGGCCUUCAUUGGACAUGUGGGAACGCUUGAGCUCGCCGCCUUUUCUGUCGCAAACUCUGUAGUAGCCGGAUUUGGCUACGGGCUUAUGUUGGGAAUGGGGAGUGCUUUAGAGACAUUGUGUGGGCAAGCAUUUGGAGCAGGGAAGUUUACGAUGCUGGGAAUUUACAUGCAAAGAUCAUGGCUCAUUUUGCUCUGCACUGCUCUUCUUUUGGUUCCAAUAUAUGUUUUCUCUGCUCCCAUCCUCAUACUCAUGGGACAGACUGUCGAGAUCGCUGAUGCUGCUGGGAGGUUCGCCACUUGGAUGCUUCCUCAAUUGUUUGCAUAUGCCCUGAACUUUCCAAUACAGAAGUUCUUGCAAGCUCAAAGGAAAGUCAUGGUGAUGGCUUGCGUUGCAGCUAUCGUUCUGGUGGUACAUGUACUGAUUAGUUGGUUGGUAAUAUUUAAACUGGGGUGGGGUUUGAUCGGUGCGGCAGUGAGUCUCAACUUUUCAUGGUGGAUCAACAUCUUUGGUCAGUCGAUGUACAUUUUCAUAUCCAAGUCGGGUGGAGCUUGGACUGGUUUCUCUUUGCAAGCCUUUGCAGACCUGUGGGGAUUUAUCAAGCUUUCCUUGGCUUCUGCCGUGAUGUUAUGUCUGCAGUUCUGGUACUUGAUGAUAAUAAUAACAAUAACAGGACAUCUAACCAAUCCAUUGGUACCAGUUGAUGCCCUUUCCAUCUGCAUGAGCAUAAAUGGAUGGGAUGCAAUGAUUGGGUUGGGAUUCAAUGCUGCCAUAAGUGUGAGAGUAUCAAAUGAGCUUGGAAGCCGUAACCCUCAAGCAGCAAAAUUCGCAGUAGCUGUGGUGUCUGCCACAUCUUUGUCAAUAGGAGUGUUAUGCAUGAUUUUGGUCUUGACAACAAGAUUCAAUUUUCCUGUUCUGUUUACUAGCAACAUUGAAGUCAUGAAAGAAGUUAGCAAGCUUGCACUUUUGCUAGGAGCCACUGUGCUUCUGAAUAGUCUUCAACCAGUCUUGUCUGGGGUUGCUAUUGGAGCUGGAUGGCAAGCUCUCAUAGCUUAUAUCAACAUUGGGUGCUAUUACUUUGUUGGCUUACCUGCUGGCAUAGUUUUGGGGUUUAAAUUUAACUUUGGGGCUGAGGGCAUUUGGGGAGGGAUGAUAGGUGGCAUUGUUUUACAGACCAUGAUAUUAGUGGCAAUUACUUUAUACACUGACUGGAAUAAGGAGGCUUCAGAAGCUGAGAACCGUAUCCGGAAGUGGGGAGGAUCAGUAGAUGAGAACUGAUUUACUUUGCACAAUUUGCUUCCUGUUGUUUCUGCUGUUCAACAAAAACUAGUGCCAUCAGGAAUCAGGAUAACAUGAUGCCAAGGAAAAUGAGAUGGUCUUCCUAGUGCAUGUCAUACUUUGUUGAAGGCUUGAUCUGUUCCAAUCUAGAAAGUAGAGAAAUUUCAUUUUUAAA
Messenger RNA from Nelumbo nucifera (sacred lotus), 1713 nucleotides. Its product is annotated as protein DETOXIFICATION 33-like. Gene Ontology annotation, molecular function: xenobiotic transmembrane transporter activity; antiporter activity. Gene Ontology annotation, biological process: xenobiotic detoxification by transmembrane export across the plasma membrane. Gene Ontology annotation, cellular component: membrane. Lineage: Eukaryota; Viridiplantae; Streptophyta; Magnoliopsida; Proteales; Nelumbonaceae. The record is from RefSeq and is a predicted model, not a curated record.